Messenger RNA from Neurospora tetrasperma FGSC 2508, 584 nucleotides. RefSeq lists its product as uncharacterized. The transcript has a single exon. Lineage: Eukaryota; Fungi; Ascomycota; Sordariomycetes; Sordariales; Sordariaceae. Bases 93 to 584 code for a protein of 163 amino acids. The record is from RefSeq and is a predicted model, not a curated record.
GCAGUGGUACGUCUUCUUUUCUGCUUCUAGACCGGAGCUAGUAGACCGUCUCCCAUCCUCCUCCUUCUCACCACCAUGCCAGGCGCUUAUCUAUGUACACUAGAUUCACCGCUGCAGGACGUCACAUGCCCUACGGGAGGGGGAAGCAGACGUUAAAAAUAACAACAACAACAACGAUGACGACGACGACGACGACAACAACCACUACCGCUCCAGCCUUCUACUCGAGGGUGAGGGUGGAAGAGCCCUGGCGACCAGAGCCGGAAGGCACGCACCACCCUCGAGAUCGAAAACAGCCAUCGAGGCGACCAUCCGGAUUACAGGUUGCUGUUACACUGCCGCGAGCUGACACAUAUCGCAGGCCUAACCCCUCAGAAACCUUCCGGGACUUCUCCGAGAUGGUGUCUGCGGGUGUACAGACGAAGCGUACAUUGACAUCAGGAUACACUGUAGAGUCAAUGACGCUGAGUGAUGCUGCGAUGUGUAAGCGAACCAGGAUCAUGCUGACCAUGAGCAGACUGAACGCCAGCUCGAGGAUAAAAGGCGUCGAUGGCCAGCGUGUCUGGUCCCAGAUUCAUCAGUAG